AUGAUCAAAAGAAUGAUAGCCCUGAUUAUUUUGAUUGCAUCAGCAAAUUCGUAAAUGGGAAUUGAAGGAAAAUUUCUUCAACUUAAGCCAACAGGCAGCUACUAAUACUUAAAACGAAUAUAUAGAGAUAAUGCUAACAAUCCUUAAUACACACAAGUAAAUAUUUUAUAAAAUUGUUAGGGAUUCACUUUUUUGAAUGAAGAUACCAUAUUAGAGUCAGCGGGGCUUUACAAAAAGAGUGGAAUACACUAUAUUAAUCUCAAAAAUGUUAAUAAACUUUAGUACAGAUAAAAUUUAGACGAUAAGUACUUUGGAGAAGGAUGCGAUAUUAUAAAUAACAAAGUCUAUUAAUUAACUUGGCUGGAAAGAAAAAUGUAUUCAUUAAUAAUACUUCUAGAUUUGUAUAUGAAAAGGAAGAUCUAUAAUAUAUAGGGUAGAUUGAUUUACAUCCAUCGAUAAAGGAAGGUUGGGGGUUAACUCAUCGAGUUUAGAAUGGAGAAACUUAAAUACUGAUUUCCGAUGGAACAAGCAAAAUACAUAUACUGAAUGAAGAUUUUGAAUUGUUGAAAUCAAUUUAAAUAUUACAUGUUACAAUUCCUGUGGAAUAUCUAAAUGAAUUGGAAUAUGCAAAUGGAAUUUUAUAUGCAAAUUAAUAUGGAAAAACACAUAUCUUUGCAAUAGAUCUUGACAAAGGCAAAGUUUUGGCAAAAUAUAACUUCGCAAAUCUAGUCAAAGAAGCAAAUAGGCCAGAUGGAUGUCUGAAUGGAAUUGCAUUUAACUAAAAAACACAGACUUUUUGGAUUACAGGAAAAAAUUGGCCAUUCAUAUAAGAAGUCAAGCUUAAUUGA
Molecule: messenger RNA, 848 nt
Organism: Paramecium octaurelia
Lineage: Eukaryota; Ciliophora; Oligohymenophorea; Peniculida; Parameciidae
Source: the annotation of a GenBank genome assembly